Molecule: messenger RNA, 588 nt
Organism: Thlaspi arvense
Lineage: Eukaryota; Viridiplantae; Streptophyta; Magnoliopsida; Brassicales; Brassicaceae
Source: the annotation of a GenBank genome assembly
AUGGACCGGAAAUGGUGGUUGGAUGGUACCAUUCACAUCCUGGAUUUGGCUGUUGGCUGUCUGGAGUGGACAUUAAUACUCAACAGGUUGAGUUUUGAAGCCUUGAAUCAAAGAGCAGUGGCAGUUGUAGUGGAUCCCAUACAGAGUGUCAAGGGGAAGGUGGUCAUUGAUGCCUUCCGUUUGAUUAACCCACAGACUAUGAUGCUUGGACAGGAGCCUAGGCAAACAACAUCCAACCUUGGACAUCUGAAUAAGCCAUCCAUUCAACCAUUAAAUUACAGGAAGAAUGAGCUUGAGGAAAAAAUGCUAUUGAACCUUCAUAAGAAGAAGUGGACUGAUGGAUUGACCCUUCAACGUUUUGAUGCCCAUUCCAAAACCAAUGAACAGACUGUUCAGGAGAUGCUAAAUCUGGCAAUAAAAUACAACAAGGCUGUGCAAGAAGAGGAUGAGUUGCCACCUGAGAAACUAGCAAUUGCAAAUGUGGGCAGGCAGGAUGCAAAGAAACAUCUUGAAGAACAUGUUUCCAACCUUAAGUCUUCAAAUAUAAUUCAGACUUUGGGCACCAUGCUCGACACUGUUGUGUUUUAG